This is a messenger RNA of Boleophthalmus pectinirostris (great blue-spotted mudskipper), 1981 nucleotides long. RefSeq names its product sodium-dependent phosphate transport protein 2B-like. Gene Ontology annotation, molecular function: sodium:phosphate symporter activity. Gene Ontology annotation, biological process: intracellular phosphate ion homeostasis; sodium-dependent phosphate transport. The transcript is spliced from 12 exons. Gene Ontology annotation, cellular component: brush border; apical plasma membrane; vesicle. NCBI's taxonomy places the organism in Eukaryota, Metazoa, Chordata, Actinopteri, Gobiiformes, Gobiidae. The record is from RefSeq and is a predicted model, not a curated record. The coding region runs from base 71 to 1981 and encodes 636 amino acids.
UAUGGAUAUUGCUGUAAAUACAUUUUAAUACAUCUUACAACUGUUAAAUCAUUAUAUCUUUUUUCAGACCAUGGAAACUCAGAACAAUGGGAAACUGGGAGAGAGACAAGCCAGCCCAGCACAUUCAACUGUAGACCUUAUCAAUGAGGAGAAGAUGGAGACUGACCCUUGGGAUAUGCCAGAGCUGAAAGACACUGGAGUCCCCUGGUCAGCACUGGACACGAAAGGUAAAGUGCUGAGGGUGGUGCUGUCUGUUGGGAAAAUGUGCCUGUUGCUGGGAUUUCUCUACAUGUUCAUCUGCUCACUGGACAUCCUCAGCUCUGCCUUCCAGUUGGUUGGAGGAAAAGCAGCAGGAGACAUUUUGCAAGACAACAGUGUGCUGUCAAACCCAUUGGCAGGACUGGUGAUUGGUGUUUUGGUGACUCUUCUUGUCCAAAGUUCAUCCACCUCCUCCUCCAUAGUCGUCAGUAUGGUUUCCUCUGGAUUGCUCACAGUCCAGCUGGCUGUUCCUAUUAUUAUGGGGACCAACAUUGGCACUUCCGUCACCAACACACUUGUGGCUAUGACGCAAGCAGGGGAGCGCAGUACAUUUCGUAGAGCUUUUGCUGGGGCCACAGUCCAUGACUUCUUCAACUGGCUGUCUGUGCUGGUGCUGCUGCCAAUAGAAGUGGCCUCUGGGUACCUAUACAUAGUCACAAAACUCAUCAUAGACUCCUUUAAUAUUCAGAGUGGAGAGGCACCGGAUCUGCUAAAUGUCAUCACAGAUGUGCUCACAAAAUCCAUUAUUCAGCUAGACAAGACAGUGAUCAGUCAAAUUGCCACUGGAGACCCAGAAGCCAGAAACAAGAGUCUCAUUUUGAAAUGGUGCAAAACAUUUACCAACACAACUCUAAUGAAUGUGACAGUUCCUGGUCCUGAAAAUUGCACUUCUCCAACUCUCUGUUGGUUUGACGGAAAUCAGACAAUAACACUGAUGAACGUAUCUGUCACUUACAACUUGGAAAAAUGUAAGCACCUAUUUGUGGAUGUGGCCCUGUCUGACCUGGCUGUGGGUCUGAUCCUGCUAGCUCUGUCUCUCCUGGUGCUCUGCUCAUGCCUGAUUCUCAUUGUCAAACUGCUCAACUCAAUGCUCAAAGGGCAGGUGGCAUCUGUCAUAAAGAAGAUCCUAAACACUGAUUUUCCAUUUCCCUUUGGCUGGGUUGUGGGGUACAUUGCCAUUUUGGUCGGAGCUGGAAUGACCUUUGUGGUGCAGAGCAGUUCAGUGUUUACAUCUGCAAUUACUCCACUUGUUGGUAUUGGUGUGAUCAGCAUAGAAAGGGCCUAUCCACUGUCACUUGGAUCAAAUAUAGGCACCACCACAACAGCUAUCCUGGCUGCAAUGGCUAGUCCAGGAGAGACACUGGCCAAUGCAUUACAAAUUGCACUUGUGCAUUUCUUGUUCAACAUCACUGGCAUUGUCCUGUGGUACCCAAUACCCUUCACCAGAAUUCCGAUCCGCCUUGCCAAGAGCCUGGGCAGCGUCACAGCCAAGUACCGCUGGUUUGCUGCAGUCUACAUCAUCUGCUGCUUCUUCCUUCUGCCCUUGCUCGUCUUUGGGCUUUCUGUGGCAGGUUGGAAGGUCCUCGUAGGAGUGGGUGCACCACUGCUCGGUCUACUGAUCAUCAUUGUUAUAAUUAAUGUGCUGCAAAAGCACAAACCCAGCUGUCUUCCAGCAGCCCUGAGGAACUGGGACUUCCUGCCCCUGUGGGCCCACUCUCUCGCACCCUGGGACAAAGUGGUGGAUGUGUUUGUCACCAAGUGCUGCUGCUGCUGUAAAUGCUGUCAGCUGCCUGCAGAUGAGGAGACACAAGAAGGAAAGGAAAAGAGUCUCAAAGAGGCAUAUGACAACCCUGCCAUGGAGACUGAGAGAGAGGUGGAAAAGGAAAUCGACAGUCAAAGAGAUAAAAUAGAGCUGAAGAUUCUCAAUAUGACCAAGCUUUGA